AUGCAUGACUUGAUCAACAAAGUGGACCAAUACGCAUCCUUGCUGAAAGAAGAGGUGCAGAAGAAGACGGCUUCAAAAGGGACUUACUAUCGGAAUCCCGUUAUCAGCUAUGCCGAAGCAGACGAUCCCGCAGAGGCCGAGGGCAAUGAAGUUAAGAUGAGCUCAGCCGAAGUCAGCAUAGACAAGCCGUUUGUCUGCAAAGGACUUGUCAAGGCCGACAAUAGCCGCACAAAGAUUCCUGACGCCAAGUUCGCGACUCGAGAGACAAAGGCCUACACUUUUGAUUUGACCAGGGUCAAAUUGUCCUUCGGCCAUAAAAUUCCGAAACCCAAGGAGCUCAAAGGAAAAACGUUCUGCAAAUACCACAGUUCUUGGUCUCACAACACCAAUAAUUGCGUUGUUCUGCUAGAUGUCAUCCAGAAAUUGAUAGACGAAAAGAAGCUUCAAUUCCCGGAAAAGGCAGCCAUGCAAGUCGACUCUAAGCCAUUCCCCCUGCCGGUCAUCAACAUCGUCAACGCUCAGCUCCGGGCCGAGUACAGGGAAGUUCGUCGGCCUGCAAAAGGGAAGGAGCCGUUGGCUGAACCAGAGCUGGUACCGUGCAGUCUGUGCAAUUCUAAGAUUGGUCGGCCCAGACCGUCGGAAAACAAGAGGAAGGCCAUCGAGCCGUCUCGACCGGCUAUGAGGAAAUUCGGCGGCCAGUACGACCGUCGGCCAGCGAGAAGAGUUGUUUUCGACCAGCUAGGGGCACGAGACCCCAGUACCUCGACAGGCCACAAAGACGGAGCCGCUCCUGUUUGUGCCUAA
Molecule: messenger RNA, 804 nt
Organism: Prunus armeniaca (apricot)
Lineage: Eukaryota; Viridiplantae; Streptophyta; Magnoliopsida; Rosales; Rosaceae
Source: the annotation of a GenBank genome assembly